Molecule: messenger RNA, 540 nt
Organism: Parathielavia appendiculata
Lineage: Eukaryota; Fungi; Ascomycota; Sordariomycetes; Sordariales; Chaetomiaceae
Exons: 4
Coding region: 1-540 (179 amino acids)
Cellular component (GO): nucleus
Source: RefSeq, a predicted model, not a curated record
AUGGCAAAGACGCUGGAAAAGACACGCAAGCAGAUUGCGAAGAAGAGAAAUGGGACGAUUGAUGCCCUUCACCAGAAAAGCCGGGAUUCGAAACGGCUUCACCGAGCCCAGGUCCGGGACGACCGUCUCGAGAAAAUUGCCGAAGCAAGGCGAAAGAAAGACCAGCCCCUCCUUGCCCGUGCCGCAUUCUUUCAGACGGCCGUCCAGGACAAUGGAGACAAGCCUCUCGCACUUGAGGCUAUCCAGGCCAAGAUCAACGAAUUCGUACAUCAACACGAUGAGGAAUAUGAAGAGGUGAAGAAGUCGCGCCGUCCAGGGCGGCCGGCAAGCACCAAGGAGGAUCUCCUGAGAAUGAAGAUCUCGGCUCUUGAGAAAGAGCAGCGCGACGGGUUUUAUCUGCCGGACCUCACCACCGAAGCGAACGUGCAGCUGCUCAGCAGAUUCGAAGGGUCCUGGUCGUACCUGACCAAUCUGGCCUGGGUCAAGGUUUCAGCCGCAGGCCAUGUUAAGCCGUCCAGUUUUCCUCCUCAGGGGCUUUAG